AGAGACGUAUACCUGAAAUUGAGGUUGGAGUUGAAUUUACCUGAGACUCAUGAGUGACUGUGAGGAGAGAGACUUCUUUUGUGGGUCUUGGAUUUUACUUGGGAAGACAAAAAGAAAAAAUAACUCCCAAAAGAACAAAAGAUGUGUAAAACCUAAAAACAAUAUUACCAUGAAAAUAGAUGAGAGUUUCAAGAAGAAAAAGAAAAACUCCGAAUUCAAAAGAGCAAUGGAAGGAAGGAAAGAAAGGAAGCAAAAGAAAACCAAUUUGACCGUAGCGUUAGAUGACAGUUUUAUAUUCACACAUGAUUACUCAGGUGCAUCUGAACCUAUUGCAAAAUCAAAACCUGAAUUAUCACAUCUUUGCUGCACUGAAAAACUAAAGCCUGAUCACCUGACUCAAGAUUCAAAAAAGGAAAUCAAAAGAAAAAAGAGAGUGGUGUUUGAUUUAUCACAAGGCUACAUUCAUGUCAAACGCCCUAAAUUUGUCUCAUCUUCCAAAGAGAAUAUCCUCUCAGAGAAAGAAGCUGUGCGAGACGGUAAGAGUUGUUCACAGGUCACAGUGACAGGGCACAGCCAGAGCCAACAACAUAAUAAUGACUCUCAAAGCACCAGCGAUGAUAUAAACAGCCAGGACCUUUUUAUCACGCAGAAGAUGUUCGGGGUAUUGCCCUCUGAACCUUCCAGUGGUGAAGCCGUUGACAAAGCUGUUAUUAGAAAACCUCAGCCAAUCAUAAAAUCAGAAAACGGGCUGCACUCGUCUAGGGUUCAGAUAAAACAUCAUGAAGGAUCAAAUACAUAUCUACAGGACUCUCAUUUUCAUCCCCAUCCCAAAAAGGUAAAAGAACACUCGCAGAGGCCAAGGGCAGUACAGAUAGUCCUCACAGAGGAAGAAGAGAGGUUGCAUCUAGCACAGCAGAAUCCCAAGAAGGAAACUUUUUCUUUCCAGAGACAGAUGGAGAAAAACACAAAUGUCAUGGAGGAGAAAAAAGUUACUGGCCCUGUUCAUGUAAAGCCCAGUGUAGUGAAUCCUUACCUGGAUUACCCAAUUGUGGAAAACCCUAACCUGGAUGUUGCAAAAUCAAAGAAACACACCUAUACUUCAAGGCAACAGUCCCCUUCAUGUCAUCUAAACACAGAUGAGCCUUCCCUGCUUCACCAGAUGUCAAAAGCAAGCAUUUCCACACAGACGGAAAACUUCUUCACCACUGAACUCUCCUCCUAUCACAACUUCUGCCAAAAAAGUGGAGUGACUGUAUGUUCUGAGAACUUAAAGCCUCUGGAUCUGAGUCUGCCACAGAGGGCCAGAAAAGAACGUGGGAGGUGUGAGGUCAAAGAUGAUGAAGAAAAGUGCAGUGACCAGAAACCAUCAUCUUUGCCAGACAAGAUGAAAGGUAAUGUUCACAAAGACCCCAACCUGCAUCCAAUUUGUUCUUCAGUCAUGAAGGAUGUAGAGGUAAAGAUGGAGCCUUCUGGUCGACAUCGAUGGUCUGUCAGCGCACAGGUCAAAGGCAAAACAACUCCAAGCCCCCAGUCAGAUUCUGAGUCUAAGUCUCCAGAGACAAUAACCUCAAGCGAAGACAACAAGCCCCCCUGUUCCACUGGCAAGCUGGACCUGACCCAGCUCAAAGUGGUCCAGAUGAGACUCAACGAGUCCUUCUUUUUCAAAACAAAAGGAGAGGAAAAGUCCCUCAGACCUGAGUCUCCACUGAUGAAACUUGGUCAUAGCAGAGAGAUGAAAAGCAGGAAGGGCCACUGAGGUCAUAAGGAAGGAUGGAAAAUAAGUUUUCUUGACAGCAGUUAGUGGUUGCCACAUUCUACCUUGUUCAUGACACAAUUCAAAUGGAGAAUAAGUAUCUGGAGCAUGAGCACAGUGUUUUAGCAGUCUGGAUUGAAGAGUACCAUGUAUGGGGUUAGCAGGAGAAUACAAUUCAACUCUGGAUGCUAAAUUCACAAUAAAAGUGGUCCUAGAGAGGUCCUUAAGAGUCUUUGAAGAAAAAGUUUUGAUUUUCACACUGUCUGGGGAGUCAGUUCCUUUAUGAUAUACACUCAGUUGGCAGUUUAUUAGGUACACCUAGCUUAAACCAAUGCAGUCUAAUAAAGCA
Messenger RNA from Xiphias gladius (swordfish), 2102 nucleotides. RefSeq lists its product as uncharacterized. The coding region runs from base 50 to 1756 and encodes 568 amino acids. The transcript has 3 exons. NCBI's taxonomy places the organism in Eukaryota, Metazoa, Chordata, Actinopteri, Istiophoriformes, Xiphiidae. The record is from RefSeq and is a predicted model, not a curated record.